This is a messenger RNA of Egretta garzetta (little egret), 3851 nucleotides long. It is a transcript of the gene SMG5, whose product is annotated as SMG5 nonsense mediated mRNA decay factor. The record is from RefSeq and is a predicted model, not a curated record. The transcript has 21 exons. Gene Ontology annotation, cellular component: telomerase holoenzyme complex. Gene Ontology annotation, molecular function: protein binding; telomerase RNA binding; telomeric repeat DNA binding. NCBI's taxonomy places the organism in Eukaryota, Metazoa, Chordata, Aves, Pelecaniformes, Ardeidae. Bases 125 to 3073 code for a protein of 982 amino acids. Gene Ontology annotation, biological process: nuclear-transcribed mRNA catabolic process, nonsense-mediated decay.
AGCAGUGGUAGAGGCCGUUCAUAGGUUGGAUCUCAUCCUUGGUAAUAAGGCAGCGUAUCAAGAAGUGUUCAAGCCGGAGAACAUCAGCUUGAGGAACAAGCUGCGGGAGCUGUGCGUGAAGCUGAUGUUCUUGCAUCCAGUGGAUUAUGGAAGAAAAGCAGAAGAAUUGCUCUGGAGAAAAGUUUACUAUGAAGUUAUCCAGCUCAUUAAAACAAAUAAAAAGCACAUUCACAGCCGUAGCACUCUGGAGUGUGCCUACCGGACUCACUUAGUUGCUGGCAUAGGAUUUUACCAGCACCUUCUCCUCUACAUCCAGUCUCACUAUCAGCUGGAGCUGCAGUGCUGUAUCGACUGGACGCACGUGACGGACCCUCUAAUAGGCUGCAAGAAACCGGUGUCUGCGUCGGAGAAGGAGAUGGAGUGGGCACAGAUGGCGUGUCACAGAUGUCUGGUUUAUCUGGGAGAUCUAGCUCGCUAUCAGAACGAACUGGCAGGUGUGGACACGGAGUUGCUGGCUGAGCGGUUUUACUAUCAAGCCCUUUCUGUUGCACCACAAAUCGGCAUGCCCUUUAACCAGCUGGGGACGUUGGCAGGGAGCAAAUACUACAAUGUGGAAGCCACCUAUUGCUACUUACGCUGUAUCCAGUCUGAAGUGUCCUUUGAAGGUGCCUAUGGGAACCUGAAGCGGCUGUAUGACAAAGCAGCCAAAAUGUAUCACCAGCUGAAGAAAUGUGAGACCAGGAAGUUGUCUCCAAGCAAGAAAAGAGGCAAAGACAUUAAGAGGUUGCUGGUGAGCUUUAUGUACCUGCAGAGUCUUUUGCAGCCAAAGAGCAGCUCUCUGGAUUCUGAGCUGACAUCUCUCUGCCAGUCUGUGCUGGAGGAUUUCAACCUGUGCUUGUUCUACCUGCCCUCUCCUCCUAAUCUGAGCUCAACUAGUGAAGAUGAAGAAGAGUAUGAGAGUGGCUACUCCUUCCUUCCUGAUCUCCUGAUCUUCCGCAUGGUGAUCAUCUGCCUUAUGAGCGUUCACAGCCUCAAGAGGGCAGGUUCGAAGCAGUACAGUGCAGCCAUCGCGUUCACGCUGGCCCUCUUCUCUCACCUGAUAAAUCACGUCAAUAUUCGCCUGCAGGCAGAGCUAGAAGAAGGGGAAAAUCCAGUCCCAGCCUUUCAGAGUGAUGGCACAGAUGACCAGGAGCCGCGGGAGCCAUUGAACUCGAUUGAGAAGGAAGCUGAAGCUGACUUGGCCAAUCACCAGCCCAGCGAGGAACAGCGGAAGAAUGACUGCAAGAAAAGCAAGAAAUACUCCCGCCUCUCCUGUUUGCGUCGCCGCCGCCACCCCCAGAAGGUGGAUGAGAGUGACCUGAGCGAGGGCUUUGACUCUGACUCCAGCCAGGGCUCUACAAAGGGCAGCGAUGGCUCAGAAAGUGGCUCGGAGAAGAGUGACGAGGAAGCAGAAGCGGCUUUUGAUGUGGAGACGGACUCUGACAUGAACAGCCAAGAAUCUCGGUCCGACUUGGAGGACAUGGAGGAUGAGCCGGGUGAGGAGGGGAGCGGCCGAGGCAAAAGUGGGCCCAAAGAGGCCUUAAAAAACUGUGUGGAUGGUAGUGGGCUGGGGGACUCCAAGAGCCCAAGCAUCUCUAAAAUUGAGGCUCCGGAUCCAGCAGUCAAUGGGCCGGCUUCCCUGAGCACUAAUGACGCGAGCAUAGCCAGUAACCUCCAGGCCAUGUCCACCCAGCUGUUUCAGACCAAACGCUGCUUUCGCUUGGCUCCCACUUUCAGCAACAUCCUUCUGAAACCGAACAGUGAACCGCCCGUCUUGAAGGAUGGAAUAGAAAGCAAGCCAUGUGUCAAUGGGGAUCUGGAGAAGCCCGGCUUGGCAGAGCAAGAUGAUGUGUCUGACUCUGAGGAAAGCAUUUCAAGUAACAAAUCCUGCAGGAAUGAGCGAUCCCUUCAGGAGAAGCUAGAGAUCGUGACCAACGAAGGGCUGCUUCUCACAGUCAAGGUGUUCCUGGACUGGCUGAGGACAAACACAGACCUCAUCAUCAUGUGUGCUCAGAGCUCUCAGAGCCUGUGGAACAGGCUGUCUGUGCUCCUGAACCUUCUGCCUUCUGCUGCAGACCUGCAGGAAUCAGGGCUGGCCCUAUGUAAUGAAGUCAAGGACGUUCUGAGUGGUGCUGAGCUCCCAGACCUGAAGGCCAACUUGCUGCUCCCAGAAGAUGUGGCCCUGCGAAAUCUUCCCCCUCUGAAAAAUGCACACAAGAGGUUUAACUUUGAGCAGGACCGGCCCAUUUUCUCAGCUGUUGAGGAGUCUGUUGUUCGGAUUUGCUGCAUUCGGAGCUUUGGCCACUUCAUUACCCACUUGCAAGGCAGCAUCCUGCAGUUCAACUCGGAGCUUGGGAUCUUCAUCAGCAUAGCACAGUCGGAGCAAGACAACUUGCUGCACCAGGCCCAAGCCCAGUUUCACAUGGCUGCAGAGGAAGCUCGUCGGAACAGGCUAAUGAGAGAUAUGGCUCAGCUUCGACUGCAGCUGGAGGUUUCUCAGCUGGAGGGAAGUCUCCAGCAGCCCAAAGCACAGUCAGCCAUGUCUCCUUAUCUUGUCCCAGACACCCAGGCCCUCUGCCAGCACCUGGCUGUUGUCAAGCAGCUAGCCACCAGUGGGAGGUUCAUAAUCAUCAUCCCUCGAACAGUGAUUGAUGGCUUAGACUUCCUGAAAAAGGAGAACGCAGGUGCUCGGGACAGCAUCCGGUAUCUGGAGGCAGAAUUUAAAAAGGGAAACAGGUACAUUCGUUGCCAGAAGGAUGUUGGGAAGAGCUUUGAGAGGCAUAAAUUGAAGAGACAAGAUUUAGACGCCUGGAAUCUCUAUAAAAUACUGGACAGCUGCAAACAACUGACAGUGUCCCAAGGAAGUGGAGAGGAUGACACCACAGGAAUGGUCACCAUCAUCACGGGCUUUCAGCUGGAGGACCCAAGCACGUUCUCAGCACCCAUGCAGUCUGCUAUCCAGGCAGCCGCCAAUGCCAGCGUAGAAAUAAAAAACGUUCUGGAGUUCUACAAGCAGUGGAAAGAGAUGGGCUGAUGUUCAGAAAGGCAUCGGGUUGGUGUACCUUUCUCUCCCCCUCUCGGAACGUGCAGCGUCUGAACGAAGGAAACAAAAAUCCGGACGACACUUAGACACGAAGAAGCAGCAGCAGCAACAAUAACAAAAAUAUCUACCCAAAAAGAAAAAAAAAAAAAAAAAAAAAAAAAAAAAAAAGAGAGAAACCAAAACCCAAAACAACCCAACAAAUCCAAUUUGGGCACGCACAUGGACACCCUCCACCUGUAUCCCGACCAGACGGCUGUACAUCUCCGACGGCGCCAACUGCUCUGAGAAGAGAGAGGCACCUCGGCAUGGCCGAGGCAGAGCUCUGCCCUUCUCCCAGUCGGCAGAGAUGGGCGAGAGACGGGCAGUCAUUCAUUCCCCCCCCUCAUUCCUCCCCAAAAGCUUGCUCGGCCACCUGAAACGGGCAGGCGGCUUCUAAAGCGUGGACUUGACUUCAAUGAAACCACACCAGCGCAGCAGAAACGGAGCCCUCCUAGCUUGGGAAAAGAAGAUCCAAAGAGUGUUCAGCUCUUGUUUGGCAAUCUGGUGACAGGAAAGCAGAUAGUUUUUUGGGUUUAUUUUUUUUGGUUUUUUUUCUGCCCCCCUCCUUUGAAUUAAUUAUUUUUCAAGGGUUUUUUGUUUUUCCUUUUAAUUCUUAGGUUUUAUAUAUAUAAAUAAUAUUAAAAAAGAAAAAGCAGAGUUCCCUUGGGGUUCUGGAUACUCUUCCAAUGUCAGAGAGAAAAGGAAACAAUUAUGCUAUUUAAAAGGGGGG